Molecule: messenger RNA, 4023 nt
Organism: Selaginella moellendorffii
Lineage: Eukaryota; Viridiplantae; Streptophyta; Lycopodiopsida; Selaginellales; Selaginellaceae
Product: myosin-9
Exons: 2
Coding region: 1-4023 (1340 amino acids)
Biological process (GO): cortical microtubule organization
Cellular component (GO): cortical microtubule
Source: RefSeq, a predicted model, not a curated record
AUGGAGGUGGAUCAGCAGGGCCAGAGAUCUUCGUCCGGUGGUCUGCCGCUCAGCUUCUACAUCCGCAGCGCGAGAUUGUGCCUGAAAAAGGCGACGCUAGCUCGGCUCCAGCCAAAUUCUCCCGAGAGCAGCGGUGGCAGCGAGGAGGAGCUCCAGCAUUUGAGAAGGUUUGAAGCUCUGGUAGCGUGCGCUUUGCCGGCACACAAGGAGUAUUGCGAGAGACGUGGUGACAAGGCGGUGAGAGAGCUCCAUGUUGGAUUGGUAGAGGCACGGCGAAGAAUCCAGGAGCUCUUGGAGGGCGGUGGAGAGAAAUCUGGGAAGUCACAGUCACAGUCACAGUCACAGAAGAAGAAGGCUGUAUCAUCGUCAACAUCGCCGACGAAGAAAGCAGCGUCUCCAAAGCGAGCGGCUUCUCCGACCAAGAAGGCUGGAUCUCCGAAAAAGCUCGCUGGUUCUUCUCCGAAGAAAUCCGGGCCUGGCUCUCCGAGAAAGUCGUCGUCCUCGUGGAGAGCUCCGAGCCGGCCCAAGGCAGCAACCACGGUGGAGAAGAAACUCUCGCGGCCAGUUAAGUCGCCUCGAGCGACAUCACUGCUCAAGCCUCAGCAGCAAGCUUCGAAGAAAACCAACGCUGCGAAGCGGGCAGAGUCGCCGGGGAAGAGGAGGCCUGGCUCUCCAAAGAAGAAGACUGAUCACUCGCCACCAUCGCCACCAUCGCCACCAGGUGAAAAUGGUGGUAAGCUAGAGUCCGAGGAGACUGAGGCCACCGUGGAUGUUUCGAAACUCAGGAAGAGGCCCAAGGGAACGGCCUUGAAGGAUUGGGAGGCGAAGCUACACGAUGUCUACACGUUUGCUGACGAGAAGCCGCCGGUUUACUACUUGCCGAAGAAACUACCGAGUGCUCUUCAGAAAAAUCGAAGAACGGUUGAGAGCAGUGAGUCUGGGACUGCUCCUCCUGCGAGGCUUCCAGCUUCUGGAGUCCGGGACUCGACGCGUUCUUUGCCGACAGGAAAGUCGGAUAAACUCUUCAGUGAUGCCGCGGAUCAGAGGAAAGAAAGAUCCGGCCUGUUUGACCUCCGAAAGAGUUAUGACGAUAUUGGCAGCGCACGCCGUGAUCGUCACAAGCUCUUAGAUGAUACUGACGAGUACUACAGAAGCAGGACAGAGGAGUCCGAGCCAGUCUUGCAAAGAAGCCGCAGGAACUCGGGGUUGAAAAGAGGUUUUUUGGACAGAGGAUCAGGGAAUACAAGAGAAGAUAGAGUCUGGGACAACUUCGUGUAUCAGAAAAGCCAGAAGCUGGACGAUCGAGCUCCUCCAGGGAAGGUUUCCGAUGAUAAGUCACUCUCGUUGUCGUACGAUGGUGCUGACACUUCAGAGAGUCGCAGUGUUCUUUACGAUGAGAGCAAGAAUGGGAACGUCAAGAUUGUUAGAGAUCUCCGAGGCUCGCUGGAUGGUUUUAGAAUACGUCUCGAGGAAGAAGGGAAAAGAUGGCGGGGACGAGUUAAUGCGUUGGAGAAAGAGAUAGAGUUUUUGAGGGAUGAGACCGAAGGCGAUCUUGUGGUUCUUCGGCGGAACGUACAGGAGGAAGCCAAGAAGCGCGAGAAUUUCUCGCACAAGCUGGUGAAUUCGGUGGAUGCCCUUGAGGAGAGUAUAGUGAAGGACAUGGAUGGGCUAAGAGUGGAGAUUUCGAAGAAAGGUGACAGGCACUGGAUGGAAAAUGUGAUCAAGGAGACAGUGGAGAAGUGUCUCUCUGACAGGACGGAGACGAAAGAGAAGCCUUUGAAAGACGAGCUCCGUCUUCUAAAGGCGGAGGUGGAGCUACUUUCGAAAGGAAGGGUGGAGCUCGAGAGUCACUUUGAGCAGAUCGCUCAAAUCGUGGAGAACGACAGGGAAACCAUGAGCACGGAGCAGAUAAACAUCAGGACCGAGAAUGGCUACUUGAGGAAACAGCUCCAGAGCAUGAAGAAGGAGGGACUUCAGGCAAGAGUGGAGGCGGACGAGUUUCGAAAAGGAUGUGAGUCGGACAUGGACGAGCUAAAGCACGUCCUCGGCAAGCUCAAGGACGAAGCCAUGCAGAUGAAGAUCGACUUCCAAGGCUUGAAAGGCCUGGAGGAGACGUUCAAAGUCGACAGGGGGAGCAUGAGAAGAUCGGCUGACAGGAUCCGGGACGAGGCCUCGCAGGAGAAGAUGCUGAUCAUGGACCGAGUCGAGAAUCUGUCCAAGCUCUACCUCGGCGGCCUGGACGAGGUGAGAAUGGACGUGUUGAAUGUCAAGAUCAAGUGCCAGGACAAGGUGGAGGAACUGGAGGACCAGCUGAGGGAAUUCAGGCAGAGGCAGGAGAGCGUUCCGUGCUCUCGAUCUUCUUCCAGAGGAGCCGCGAGUCUCGAGGAGGUUGAGUCAAGGAUGGCUCACUUGGAGAGCAAACAGGAGCUCAUGCAUAUGGCCGGGCUGGAGGAGUCGAGGAUGGCGCUGUUCAACCUCGACAUGAAGUGCCAGGACAAGAUCGAGGCGAUCGAGCAUCAGCUGAAAGAAGUGAGGCGACGCUCGAUAGAUUCUCCCGCCGCAAGCCGGAACACUUCCAGGGACAUCAUGAUCGACGACUUGGAGUCGAGGCUAUCGAGCAUGGAAAGGAAGCAGGACACGCACAGAUAUAUGCUCGAGGACGCGGUGGCGAUCGCCGAGAAGGAGAAACGUUUAGCAUCGGCUGCAGCGUCGGACGCAGCAGCAGCAGCGAUCAAGGCCGAGGAAGCUCUCUCGGAAGUUUUGAAGCACUCCGACGAUUCACUCACGAGCAGCAGAUACAGGCGGACUGGGAGACUCCAGGAGAGCCUGGCGAUGGAGAGGGACUCGUUCUCGGUGGCGGCGUGCGAGCUCAAGAGAACAAGCAUCGACAUGACGAGAGAGACCGAGUCGGCGGUUGCGGCAGCCGCAGAGGCCAAACGAAGAGCCGAGGAGCUCCAGGAGCGGCUCAGGGACGCCGUGUGUGAAGUUGAUAGGCAGAGGAGCAUGGCUGCCGAGUUUGCUGCCAAGGCGUCGUCGGUUUCGUCCGAGGCUCGCGACUUGCUAGACGAGAUGGCGGGCAUGAGGAAAACUCUGGCCGAGAACACCAGCAGCGAUCAUAUGGACAGCGACCGGACGCACGAAACCGCGAAGCUCUUGACGGACUUGGAGAAGAGGAUGGACGCGCUGGAGCAGUCGAGUAGAAGCAAGAGCGCCGCGCCUGUGGAGAAGGAAAAGGUGGCGAAGUCGCAAGUGAAAGGAAAGCUCUCGAGCACGACCAAGAGAAGGGUGGAGAACGAAGAACUCCGGCUGGAUACGAGAGUCACAAGCUUGGAAAGCCAUCUAGAACACGUAGCCUCUGCGACGUACGCAAACAUCAGGUACGAGAAAGAACAAUCUUCUCUAUUUCUUUGCAAGAAUCUCACAAGCUCUUCGAACAGGAUGCUCGACACGAAAGUGGAGCACGUAAGCGUCAGCGCUCAGUCGGCGCUGGAGGGCGCCUCGGUCGCGGAGAGGAAAUGCGGAGCGCUCGGGGCGGAGCUCGUCAAAGUGUUCCGGGUGCUAGCGUCGUUCAAGAAGGACAACUCCGAGAGGCAAUCCAGUAUCACCAAGUCCAAGGAAUCCAGCAGCCCCGUGCGUCGUCCACAUUUUGCGUGCGACUCGUGCAAGCGAGCAGCGUCCACCAUCCUCCACGGCUCGCUCGAGUUCCUGCCAUCCUCCGAAGUGGUCAAGGCGAGAGAAGUGAAGAAGACGAACCUGAGGCUGUCGACGUCGGAUUCCAAGUCUUUGGAGAUGGCCGUGAGGGAAGAAGCCGACGAGUGCCUGGUCCACGGGAGGAAGAUCCAAGAGAGGAUAGCAAAGGUGGAGGAGAGUAUACAAAACUGUGGAUCGACGAGGAGGAGCUGGGGGACGAGCGUUGCGACGCUUCUGGCCGAGGAAGAUGGAAGCAAAGGAUUGGAAGACAUGAACUCGUGGGGUAUAAGCUCGCGGGGGAUUUGCGUGAAGCAGGAGCCGGAACUUUGCUAG